Messenger RNA from Musa acuminata subsp. malaccensis (wild Malaysian banana), 2182 nucleotides. The record is from RefSeq and is a predicted model, not a curated record. NCBI's taxonomy places the organism in Eukaryota, Viridiplantae, Streptophyta, Magnoliopsida, Zingiberales, Musaceae.
UCUGGAAGAAACUUUGGAGAAAAGUUGCUUGUGGUUGCAGUAGGAGUUGUCAGAGACAAGAUCUUAUCAAUCAUGCCCGCAACAUGAGAAGGGAAGGGAUGGUAAAGGUGGAAACCUCUUCACAGGUCUAAUAAUUGCAAGAUAUUGAUGGCCAAAGAUUGAAGCUUUGAAUGAGCAAAACUGGGAUCGUUAUUGCGAUCAAACGACAAGCAGAGUUGGCUGUCACCAACAACAACACGAUGACUUAGAUCAUGCGCAAAUGAUUGAGUAAUCCACAGCCUCCUCCCAUCUUCUGACACCUCUUUGAGAGCGAUCGCCAACUUCCAGCGCACCAUCUGAGACGCACGAUUCAAGCCGCAGCAGAUCAUCAAAGAGGAGAGGAAAGAGAAGGAGAGAAUCCCCAGCCGAAUCAAGCUCACUGAGAUAGACGAUUUGGGGAGGUCGGAGCGCCUCCGCCGUCACCGGCUUCCACAGAUUACUGUUGUUUUUCUUGCCGCGUUUCCCUUCCCUCUCCCAAAACGCUGACCUUUUUCUCCCGCAGUUGGAGGCGGGCCCCCCUCUGGGGCCCACCUUCCUCAGGUAGAGGUGAGAAGGGUCGUGCUUCUCGUGUCGCGGAGGGGAACACUAAGCAUCCAUCUAGAGUUUCUGACUUUGGCAUGCUUGAGCAAUCUGUCGGGCGCAACUUAGAAGCAGCUGCUGAUUUCAUCAGAAAUCCUGAAGUUAAUCCAAAACCUAGUGUUCAAACCAGUAUUUCUGGUCCUUCUCAUUUUGAUAAUUUUAGUAAACCUCUUGGAAUCAGUAAUAUUUCUACAUCGACAGCCAGAGUUGGAUCGUCGACGGUGCCCCUACACAAGGGGCAGCGACCUCAUCUGGUUUCACUUGCUAGUGGUCAGUUUGAAAACUGGGGUGAGACCACAAUGGCAGAUGCUAGCCCGAGGACAGACGCUUCAACAGAUGUGGAUGCUGGUGACAAAAAUCAUAAGCCAAAAAGAGGGCAAGUUGCUGCAAUAGCAGCUUCUGAUUCUAGUGACAAGACCAAGGAGAAAACAGGGGAUCAAAAGACACUUCGUCGACUUGCACAAAAUCGUGAAGCUGCAAGAAAGAGUCGGCUAAGGAAAAAGGCAUAUGUACAACAACUAGAGGGUAGCAGGCUGAAACUUACUCACAUUGAGCAGGAGCUUCAACAUGCUCGACAGCAGGGAAUUUUUAUUUCUAGCUCAGGAGAUCAAUCCCAUGCAAUGAGUGGAAACGAGGGGUUGGCUUUUAACAGUGAAUAUGCACGAUGGCGAGAAGAGCACAAUCGGCAGAUCAGUGAACUCAGGACUGCCGUGAAUGCACAUGCCAGUGAGAAUGACCUCCGUGCUAUUGUGGAUGGCAUCAUGGCACACUAUGAUGAGAUUUUUAAGCUCAAGGGCACUGCUGCAAAAGCAGAUGUCUUUCACAUGUUAUCAGGCAUGUGGAAGACACCUGCCGAGAGGUGUUUCCUGUGGCUAGGAGGUUUCCGCUCAUCUGAACUCCUAAAGCUUCUUACAAGUCAGCUAGAGCCACUUACAGAGCAGCAAUUGAUGGGUCUGUGCAAUCUCCAGCAAUCCUCUCAGCAGGCCGAGGAUGCUCUCUCGCAGGGGAUGGAGGCACUGCAGCAGUCUUUGGCAGAAACAUUGGCUGGGUCUCUUGGCUCCUCGGGGUCUUCAGGCAACGUUGCGAACUACAUGGGUCAGAUGGCUAUGGCCAUGGGGAAACUUGGGACUCUCGAAAAUUUCCUUUGCCAGGCUGACAACCUGCGGCAACAGACUCUACAACAAAUGUGUCGGAUACUAACUACUCGUCAAGCUGCACGAGCACUUCUUGCCAUCAAUGACUACUUCUCACGGCUUCAUGCCCUGAGCUCUCUUUGGCUUGCUCGGCCUCGUGAGUAAGGAGACAGAUAACGUUGCUUCCACAAUCUUACGACCUACACCGAAGGUUCCAUUGCAGAUAUUGCUAAAUCAACUGGCUAAUUGGAUCUAAUUGUUACGGUUCGAUGGCGGCUUUGAAUCAGGAGAUCAUGUAUAGUCAUUAUGCCAUCACCUCUCUUUUUUCUUUUGCUUUGUAAGCAUAACUUGAUAUUUCACCAUUGUGUAUUGACUGUAGUUGUAUAUCUUUAACAAAAGUAUUGUAAUGAUAGAUCUAAAUGGUUUGCUAA